Anarrhichthys ocellatus (wolf-eel) is the source of this 3097-nucleotide messenger RNA. RefSeq names its product protein NLRC3-like. Gene Ontology annotation, molecular function: protein binding. NCBI's taxonomy places the organism in Eukaryota, Metazoa, Chordata, Actinopteri, Perciformes, Anarhichadidae. The record is from RefSeq and is a predicted model, not a curated record.
GGGAGGGAACCCUGAUGUGUUUAUCAGAAAGUUCAGACUCCAUUUUGAGUCACAGAGCAGAAGGAGAGAAGCUGAAGGCUGAGGCAGGACUGAUGUCAGAUCAGAAGAUGAGUGGUUGUGAGUCUCUAGUCUCCGGCUGUCUGUCUAUGAAGAGUGAUUGGUCCAAAGAAGAACCUCUGUACUUCAGUAAAGAACCUGGACCCUCAGACACACAAAUUCAGUCCAGACAGAGAGCAGAGUCUCCAGGAUCCAUCUGUCUGUCUAUGAAGAGUGAUCGGUCCAAAGAAGAACCUCUAUACUUCAGUAAUGAACCUGGACCCUCAGACACACAGAAGAAGAUGAGUCAUGAUUCUAAGGAGAAGCUGAUGUCCAGAACCAGAGCUGGACUGCAGACAGCCAGUGAGACCAGAAGUGUACAAAGAGAUAGUGGUCUGCAGGAGGUUUUAGAGGAACAUAAGAUCAGUCUGAAGAAGAGAUGUGAAUGUGUGACUGAAGGAAGUGAUGAAACAGGAAGUGGAACCCUCCUCAACAGGAUCUACGCUGAGCUCUACAUCACAGAGGGACACAGUGAGGAGGUUAAUACCCAACAUGAGGUGAGGCAGCUUGAGUCAGCUUCCAAGAAGAAGACCCUCCAUGACACUCCGAUCAGGUGCCACGACAUCUUUAAAGCCUCAGCUGACCAACAGAGACGCAUCAGAGUCGUUCUGACGAACGGCGUCGCCGACGUUGGAAAAACCUUCUCGGUGCAGAAGUUCACUCUGGACUGGGCUGAGGGUUUGGAGAACCAAGAUGUCAGUCUGGUGGUUCUGCUUUCGUUCAGGGAGCUGAACUUGAUCAAAGAUGAGCAGUACAGUCUUCUCCAGCUGAUCCAUAUUUUCCAUCCAACAUUACAGAAGAUCACAGCAGAGGAGCUCUCUGUCUGUAAAGUUCUGUUAAUCUUUGAUGGUCUGGAUGAAACCAGACUUUCACUGGAUUUUAAGAAGAAGAAGAAGAAGAAGAAGGUUGUGUCUGAUGUCACACAGAAGGCAUCGGUCAACGUGCUGCUGACGAACCUCAUCGAGGGGAAUCUGCUGCCCUCGGCUCUCGUCUGGAUAACUUCCAGACCUGCAGCAGCCAAUCAGAUCCCUCCUACACGUAUUGACAGGGUAACAGAAGUACGAGGCUUCACCGACCCCCAGAAGGACGAGUACUUCAGGAGGAGGUUCAGUGAUGAAGAGCUGUCCAGCAGAAUAAUCUCACACAUCAAGACAUCCAGGAGCCUCCACAUCAUGUGUCUAAUCCCAGUCUUCUGCUGGAUCACUGCUACAGUUCGACCACAUGUACUCACUGACAUGUACUCACACUUCCUGUUGGUCCAGACAAAGAGGAAGAAGCAGAAGUACCAUGAGGGACAUGAGACGAGUCCUCAGGAGCUGACGGAGGCUGACAGCGAACUUCUUCUGAAGCUGGGGAGGCUGGCGUUUGAACAUCUGGAGAAAGUUAACAUCAUGUUCUACCAAGAAGACCUGGAGCAGUGUGGUCUUGAUGUCACGGAGGCCUCAGUGUUCUUAGGGGUUUGUACAGAGAUCUUCAAAAGAGAGAGUGUGAUCUUCCAGAAAACAGUCUACUGCUUUGUUCAUCUGAGUGUUCAAGAGUUUCUAGCUGCAGUCUACAUGUUCCACUGUUUCACAAACAGGAAGACAGAGGUACUGAAGGACUUCAUGGGAGAAGACUACAAGUAUUCAUCCCUGGAUAAUUUCCUGACGAGAGCCGUGGAGAAAUCCCUUGAAAGUAAAGAUGGCCACCUGGACCUGUUUGUCCACUUCCUUCAUGGCCUCUCUCUGGAGUCCAACCAGAGACUCUUAAGAGGCCUGCUGGGUCAGACAGACAACAGUCCAGAAACCAUCCAGAGAGCCAUCAAUAACCUGAAGGAAAUGAACAGUAAUGAAAUGUCUCCUGACAGAAGCAUCAACAUCUUCCACUGUCUGAUGGAGAUGAACGACCUCUCAGUACAUCAGGAGAUCCAAGAGUUCCUGAAGUCAGAGAACAGAUCAGUGAAGAAACUCUCAGAGAUCCACUGCUCAGCUCUGGCCUACAUGCUGCAGAUGUCAGAGGAGGUUCUGGAUGAGUUCGACCUGAAGAACUACAAGACAUCAGAUGAGGGACAAUGGAGACUGAUUCCAGCUGUGAGGAACUGCAGAAAGGCUCGACUUUUUUACUGUGGACUCUCAGAGGCUCACUGUGAAGUUGUGGCCUCAGCUCUGAAGUCCAACCCCUCCCAUCUGAGAGAACUGGACCUGAGUUACAACAUGAACCUUAAGGAUUCAGGAGUAAAGCUGCUGUCUGCUGGACUGGAGAGUCCACACUGUCGACUGGAGACUCUGAGGUUGAGGGGCUGCAGUUUGUCAGAGAUCAGCUGUUCUUCUCUGGUCUCAGCUCUGAAGUCCAACCCCUCUCAUCUGAGAGAAGUGGAUCUGAGAGACAACAAGCUGAAGGAGUCAGAUGUGAAGCUGCUGUCUGCUGGACUGGAGAGUCCACACUGUAGACUGGAGACUCUGAGAUAACGAACUGAAUGUGCAAGAAAAGCUGCCUGAGGACGACAAAUAGGUGAGAAGUUGUACAGUAUCAAGUCUUCCAGUAAAAACCAAGAAUGACUUUACUUAGACAUUUAGCGACGAUCCACCUCUGAGACAUUUGUUCAGAUCAUGUGACUAACAGGCCAGAACUUCUGUGUCCUACAGGUUCAGGUGUCCUAGUCCAGGUGUGUUCCAGUGUGCUUUGACUGGACUGGUGUUUGUUAGGGUUCAGGAGGCGGAGCUGGUGUACAGGACUGUCCAAUGAGAUGAGAGAAAUAAGACCUCAAACACCUGAUGAACUGAUACCUCCAAAAGCCUCAUCAGCAGAUCCACUUUAAUUUGUCACAUCGCACGUAUCUCAUGCCAAGUGUUUUCAUUAAAAUUAAAACAUAGAAGAAACAAAAGCGUAAAGUACAUGGACCUGAAGACCAGCAGGAGGUUCUAACAUGUUUCUCGUAUGAGUGGCGCAGUGGCGGGCCGUGUAUUUUAUACCUGGGCCUUCACUGCUGUCUUGCAGCUGAAACACCUCCUAAUAACCUCAU